GUCAAAAUAUUUGACAUUUGUGAACUGGAGAGACAGCUAUGAAGACUAUUGUGGCAAUCGUAUUUUGCGUUAUUUUGACUCUCGUUGUGUGUGUAUCUGGACACGGUCACGAGCAUGGACAUAGCCAUGAACAACACCACCAUCAUCAUCAUGAGCAUCCAAACGGUCAUCAGGAACAUCACCACCACGGACAUGAACAUGAACAACAUGAUCAUGGACCUGAACAUCGUCAUGAACACCAUCAUGAACACCAUCACGAUGGCAUGGAAGAAAGCUCUGUUUUCAAUAGAUACAGUCGCGAAAUGAACGAACCAGAAGUACCCACUGCAAGUGCAAAGACAAAAAUGCCGCUUACCCCUAAACCCAUUCGAAGCACCGUGACGAUUUGGAUAGAGGCUCUAUCUUCUACUAUUCUCAUAAGUGCUGCCCCAUUUUUCAUCUUAUUUUUUAUUCCGUUGACUGGAAACACUGCUGAACAAAAGCCGCUUUUGAAAAUUCUUCUAGCCUUUGCAUCUGGUGGACUUCUUGGUGACGCGUUCUUGCACUUGAUUCCACAUGCUAUCAAUCCUCACAGCCAUCUGGAAGAGCACAGCCAUUCUCAUGAUCAUGACCAUGGUCAUGGUCAUGGUCAUGGCCACAGUCAUUCUAGCGACAUGACUGUAGGAUUCUGGGUUCUUGGUGGUAUUAUAGCAUUUCUUAUUGUGGAGAAAUUUGUGAGAUAUGUUAAAGGAGGGCACGGACACUCCCAUGGCCAUGAGCCUUCCUCUAGUAAAACUACCGACAGUGAAGAAGUGAAGAAAAAGGACGAUGAAAAUGUCCGUAAGAGAAAGAAAACUGAAGAAGAUAAAUCUGAAGAAGAAGAUACGACAAAAGAAAAUGACCAAACUGAAAUUAUUGAACCAAAGGAGAUUAAGGUAGCAGGUUACCUUAAUCUAGCAGCUGACUUUACACACAAUUUUACUGAUGGUCUUGCAAUAGGAGCGUCAUUUUUGGUUAGCCGCAAUCUUGGAAUUGUUACUACACUAACUAUUCUAUUACAUGAAGUACCUCAUGAGAUUGGAGACUUUGCAAUUCUUGUUCAGUCUGGUUGUGACAAGAAAAAGGCCAUGUACCUACAGUUGUCUACAGCUACUGGCGCUAUUGCUGGGACACUUUGUGGUCUCUUGGCACAUAACAUUGGUUCUUCAGCAACCUUGUGGAUUCUUCCAUUCACCGCUGGUGGAUUUAUUUACAUAGCAACAGUAUCUGUUAUUCCUGAAUUACUUGGUGAUUCCAAGAUUGGACAGUCAAUAAAAGAGGUCAUAGGACUCCUGUUUGGGGUAUUUAUGAUGGUUGUUAUAGCUCAAAUUGAAUGAUAUAGGGGUUAGUAUGCGUGUACAUGUAUUCAAACAAUCAUGUAGUUACAUUGUUAAAAGUUAAAAGGCAUACCAGUAUUUGACUUUAAUUAAGGAGGCUCAGGGUAGUUUUGGUCUGGCACACCUAGCCGCAUUGAAACGGCUACAACUUCGUCUUGAAUAACUCGAUC
Molecule: messenger RNA, 1525 nt
Organism: Actinia tenebrosa (Australian red waratah sea anemone)
Lineage: Eukaryota; Metazoa; Cnidaria; Anthozoa; Actiniaria; Actiniidae
Product: zinc transporter Slc39a7
Biological process (GO): intracellular zinc ion homeostasis; zinc ion transmembrane transport
Cellular component (GO): membrane
Molecular function (GO): zinc ion transmembrane transporter activity
Source: RefSeq, a predicted model, not a curated record